AUGGACUUGGGACUCGGCGGCGCGGGUAGGACCGGGGGCGGAGGAGGAGGGGGCCGGAGCGGGAGCGGGAGCGGGAGCGGGGCCGGGGGCGGGGGCGGGGGCGGUCGGGACAGCCCGUUCGCUCUCGGCGGGGGCGGCGCGUCGGCGGCGGCGUGGACCCGGCUCGUCAGCUCCGGCGUGGAGGACGAGCUGGUGGCCGCGUCGGGAGGAGGAGGACGCGCGGGGGCGAGAGCGGGAGGGCUGCCGCAGGGCCACUUUUUGGAGGCCUGCUUCCUCUGCCGGAAGCCCCUCGCCAGCAACCGCGACAUCUUCAUGUACAGAGGUGACAUCCCGUUCUGUACCGAGGAGUGCAGGAGGGAGCAGAUCGAAAUGGACGAGGAGACGGAGCGGAAGGAGAGCACCCCAAAGAAGCUGGCGCCGAGAGCUGCAUCCCCCAAGGACGUGGAGUCCCCGCCGAGGCCUCCCAAGGCCCGGGCCGGGUCAAUCCUUGCCGGCUAA
This is a messenger RNA of Miscanthus lutarioriparius, 498 nucleotides long. NCBI's taxonomy places the organism in Eukaryota, Viridiplantae, Streptophyta, Magnoliopsida, Poales, Poaceae. The record is from the annotation of a GenBank genome assembly.